CUAAAUUGGGUAUAAGUUAAGUAUUUGUGACAUCGAAUUAUGAAGAGUGAUUAUUGAGUGAUCUUGUAAUAUAAUCGGAGUCGGGAUACAGAAAGUCAGGCAGGUGUCAAUCGCAAUGUUCUCGGGUCUUUCCGGCAAGUUCGGGACUGACAGACCAGCAGUGAUGGGCGGGCCUUCGAAGCACGUGAAAAAUUUAUAAAUGUCACAUAGCCUUUGAGAUCGUUGAGGUCGAUGAUGAAGAUCUCGCCCUCGCAGUUCACAAGCUGGUGAGCCUCAAAAACAACUUUGUAUUUAAUUUUUUGUGAGGAUUUGGUUUACCGCUACCUUUCCGAUCAAUACCUGCAAUUUUGCAUAGGUCUUUAAUUGACUUUAAUUACUUUAUUUCAAGGGACUAUCUCAAUGAUCGCAGUAGCCUAGUGCUCAAAAACAUGUUGACAAAUCACCCCAAUUUCUUACAAUGUACCUGGGUUUGAUCCUUUUUUUUCCCUUUAAGAUUUGAUAUGGGACAUGGAAAUUCUGCCAAUCUGGGUCAUUUUUAUACUAUAUGAGAACAAAUAAAAAUGGUUUAAAGUUCUUAUUCAUUCUCCACUUUUGAUGUGAAUAUACAUGCAAGUACUGACCUUGAAAACACCGAGGUCAAGGUUGUACAUUAUGAUUUUCAAAUAGCCCAUUUAUAUAGAAAUAUUUACUUUUAACAUUGUGUGAUAUAGGACCAAAGAAAACACUUGUUUGUGUACAAGUGAAGACAACGAACAGUGACCAAUCUCAUAGGUAAUACAAAAUUAUUAGAACGGCAAAUACGGACCCUUGAGAUAUCAAAGGUAGGAUCAUAUACCUAGGAGGAGUAAGCAUCCCCUGUUGACCGUUAACACCCGCUGUAAGCCCUAUAUCUUGAUCAGGUAAACGGAGUAAUCCAUAGUCAACAUCAGUUUAUAAAGAACGGUAUGAAACACAUCAGAAAGCAAUUUCUAUAGCUUACUUUGAUUUGAAAAUUGAUCAUAAGUAGAACAUGCUUUCGUGUAUCGUUCUAAAUAAUGAAAUAACCAAAACACAAAACACUAUAUGUAGGUGAUAAUGUGCUUCUUAUUUGUUUUUCGGUAAUUACUUUUGCAUCCGCACUAGCGUUGUGGUGUACAUUUCAUGACUUUCAAGGUUUUUUCUAUGCAUGGCAAUGUCAAAAUACAUAUAUGAUUAAGAUUUAUAUUUUCUGCUACGCGGGAAAACGUACAAUAUGUAAUCACAGAAGGCAAAGAACAAACCAUUGCUCGUUGUGAAUAGGCGUCGACUAGCGUCAAGUAGAUAGAGAUAUGUAGGUCUCUGGGAAAAUAUUGUCCCAAUAUUUUUCCAGAGAGCUACAGAUCCACAGCUACACAUGUGACGCGGGUAAGCUCAAUCAUAUUCUAAACAAUUAUAGCAUUAGGCCGUUAUCCAUAAUUAUGUCAUCAUUGUUUUUGUUCUUACCCUGACAAUAGUUUGUGGGUGAAGUGCCCUAGAAGUUUGACCAUUGCAAGUCUUCAAGAAAGGUUUAAAUGAGUAGAAUUUCAAUUUAUUUACCGCCCGUUACAGCUUGUAUGCCUCACUUGAAUUUGCUGUGGAAGCCUGGAUUAACACUACUACCGGUAGAGUCUGAAUAGUGACCAAACAUGACAACCAUCACGGAGGUCCGCCGAUUUUAUCACUACGUUAUGGAGGACCUGAGUGACCCGCGGACGGAGGACUGGUUCAUGGUUCGAUCUCCAGUACCACUUCUUCUGACUAUCGGCGUGUAUCUGUAUUUGGUUAAGAUGGGACCAAUAUGGAUGAAGUCCUGGAAGACAUACGACCUAAAAACUGUCAUGAUCAUCUAUAACUUUUCUAUGGUUCUACUAAGCGCGUACAUGUUUUAUGAGACCCUGAUGACUGUGUGGUUUAAUCCUGACUUUGAUAAAGUGUGUCAGCCUGUGGACUACUCCAACAAUCCUCAAGCAAUAAGGUUGGCCAGAGUUAUUUGGUUGUAUUAUAUGUCAAAACUUAUAGAACUGCUUGAUACGGCUUUUUUCGUGUUGAGGAAGAAAAACAGCCAGAUCACCUUCCUACACGUGUACCACCACGCCUGCAUGCCUAUCUGGUACUGGCAGGGUGCAAAGUUCGUUUCCGGCGGUGAAUCCUACCUCGUCGUCAGCUUGAACAGUUUCAUUCACGUUCUUAUGUACACCUAUUACUUACUGGCAGCAUUUGGACCGUCCAUGCAGAAAUACCUGUGGUGGAAGAAACACAUGACGAAGCUUCAAUUGAUACAGUUUGUGUGGUUUGUGUUGCACGGUGCCCGUGUCUUCUAUAUCGGAUGCGGGUUUCCCAGGGCUUAUAUAUUGUGUCAGUGCCUUUUUGCACUUUCGCAGUUUAUUCUUUUCCUCAAUUUCUACGCAAAGACCUACAGGAAAACAGACAAUAUGGAGGUCAAAACCAACUCGAAUGGGGAUUGCUCUAAGAAACGAAGCUGACGCGAUGCUACAUUGUAUUUUUUAAAAGUAAAAUGAAUAUCACUAAUACUCGCAAAAACUGAGAUUAUUGGUAAGACGGACCAAAAUAUCGUCAACAUUGGAAAUAUUUUGAAAGCUGAUGAAUAAAGAACAACCACUAAUGUAAAUGAAGACAAUUUGAAGUUGUUGUUUUUUUCUCGCACUUUUGUGUGAUGUGAUCGACUGGUAUAAAUCUAGACAAUCAAUGUUAAUGACGCAUACCGAUAUAUGACAGGAGUGAAGUUUGUUUUACAUAUGUGGUACUAAUUUUGACCACGGAUUGCUCCGUCUACCUGAUCAAGAUAGAGGACUCACGACGGGUAUGACCGAUCGACAGGGGAUGCUUAGUCCUCCUAGGCAUCUGAUCCCACCUCUGGUGUGACCAGGGAUCUGUCAUUGCCCUUUCCAUAAUUCUGUAUUUUUUAUGGAAUUUUUUAUAUGGGUCACUGUUCGAUGUCUUCACUUUAUCAUUCAUGUUUAUAGAUUGAUUCUUGUCAUAAAUCAGAAGUUAUACAUUGCAUAUGCAUAUAUUUUCUUCAGUUAUCAAACGUUUGAGUCGUGUAGCUAUAUUACUAAUUCUUGUUUACAGAUGUAACAUGUAACGCUAAAAUGAGGCCUGGGGAAUUUAUCAACGAGACUAUUUCAGUGGAAUUAAGUAAAAUAUUGAUAUUUUCCCUCAUUUGAAAAAAAAUUUGAUAAUACUGACUUUUUUCUCCAGCAUAGCAAAAUCACAGCAAAGAUAGAUUUUCAAAAUUAUAGGCAUAAGUUUUGAUUGACAAAAGUAAACGAGAAUAGAAAAUUUGGUGGAUAUUUUGGACUUUCCGCACCUCCAGGGGCCAUGUGUUGAUGCUGUGCCCCAAUUUGUUACACACACACACAUCCAAAAAAAUGUGAAAAUUGUUGCUUUUUAAUUGAUCCGACGCCCCUUCUUUAUGUCAUUAUGCACCUUAUUACACCAGUGGUGUUACAUGAAACAGUCAAAUAGAAUUCUUACAGAUGAUACAAACGCAUGUUCAUAUCAAGUAGUGCUUUUUCACAACUGUAUACAUGUAGAACAAAUCUGUUUUAUUACGAAUUUGUUAUAAUAAAAUUACGAAUUCGCUAGAAACAUGUAGCGAAUUACACUUACA
Ostrea edulis (European flat oyster) is the source of this 3628-nucleotide messenger RNA. Its product is annotated as elongation of very long chain fatty acids protein 4-like. NCBI's taxonomy places the organism in Eukaryota, Metazoa, Mollusca, Bivalvia, Ostreida, Ostreidae. Gene Ontology annotation, biological process: fatty acid elongation, polyunsaturated fatty acid; very long-chain fatty acid biosynthetic process; fatty acid elongation, monounsaturated fatty acid. The transcript has 8 exons. The coding region runs from base 1644 to 2480 and encodes 278 amino acids. Gene Ontology annotation, molecular function: fatty acid elongase activity. The record is from RefSeq and is a predicted model, not a curated record. Gene Ontology annotation, cellular component: endoplasmic reticulum membrane.